Molecule: messenger RNA, 2475 nt
Organism: Apodemus sylvaticus (European woodmouse)
Lineage: Eukaryota; Metazoa; Chordata; Mammalia; Rodentia; Muridae
Gene: Zbbx
Product: zinc finger B-box domain containing
Exons: 19
Coding region: 1-2475 (824 amino acids)
Biological process (GO): cilium movement
Cellular component (GO): motile cilium
Molecular function (GO): zinc ion binding
Source: RefSeq, a predicted model, not a curated record
AUGAAUACCAAAGAUUUUGUAGUCAUUCCCUGGGGGAAACCUGGAAGUUCUGUAAAACUAAAAUAUAAACGUGUGCAGGAACUACAAAUGGAGAAAAUUCAGCUAGAACUGGAGAACCAAAAGAUGGAAAAGAAAUUACGAGAAUUCCAGUCCACAUGGAACAAGGGAAGGGAAGAAAUUAUGGCAAGUGGUUAUCACUGGAAAUCCGGAAAUGUGAGUAAAUUGCGUAUCCCAUCAGGCAUAGCAUCACAAAGUAAAGAAAACACUACCAAGCUCUCCGCUGGAAAAGUGAAAUUGAAGUUGCUUAAGGAAGAGAUUCAAGCUCCAGCAAAACAACAAGUUAGUUACAAAAUGGCACAUUCUACUGGAAGUGAAAACCCUAAGACUAAAAGGAAAGUUUGCGGACAGUGUGAGACCAAAGCUGCCCUCCUUGUAUGCCUGGAAUGUGGCGAAGACUAUUGUUCAGGAUGCUUUGCUAAAAUGCACCAGAAGGGGGCGCUGAAGUUCCACAGAACAACUCUUUUACAGCCAAAAUCCCAAAUCUUAUCCAACGUAUUAGAUGCUGCUCAUCAAUUUAUAAAGGAAGUAAAUCCACCCAAUGAAGGGACCAACCCUGCAGAAGCAUCCAGUAAAAGUCACCAGAAACCCAAAGCCCUCCUUCUUCAGAACAGCUCUGAGGUAGAAACUAGAGCCACAGAAGGAGGAGAAGGUGAAAAUCCAAGGUGCAAGGCCAUGUGGGAAAUGCCUUUUGAUGAAGAAGCAUCUGCCCAGUCCUUCCAAGAAGCCUUAACAGAGUGGAGAUCUGGCCAUCAGGAGGAAAACAAGGAGGAGGAAGCACAUGCAAAAAAACCAGACUCUGUGGAAGAAUGUGAAGUACAAACUAAUUUGAAAAUUUGGACAGAACCAAUUAAUAUCGAGUUCACAGAAGACAGUCUGUCGUAUAUGGAAAAGUUAUGGCUCAAAAAGUACAGAAGAACUCCACAGGAACAACUUCGUACCAUGCUACCAAGUACAUUCACACAUCCACAUGAAGCUACUGCAGAGGCACAGUCCACUCACAAUGAAAAUGAGUCUGAUAGUGAUGUUGAAGAGAUCACAGUAAAAUCUCCACCCCUUUUUAUGCCAGCAGAAAAGUUGAAUAUAGAGAGACCUCCUCCAUCUCUAACAAUAGUAGAACUGGAUGGUACUCAUGGAGAAGAAUUUGAAGACCCAGGAAAUGCUGUGCCUUACAGAGUCGAAUUGGCUGACUCAGAGAGUCAACUAAGUUCUACAUUUCCGGAUUAUCAGACUUGCUUCCCAUGUGACAAUGAUAUCCAUCACCAUCUUAUUUUCAACAAGGAAAAAGCAGACCUCUUAAGUUUCUGCUUGAGAACAAAUACCGGGUACCACAAGCAUGACUUAAAAGAUUUUGGCAACACUGUGGAGUCUUGUAUUUAUUCUGAUGAAUUAAAAAAAAUACGAGAAAUCACCUCUUUUGAGAAAAAUGAAACAGAGAAAAAUAUAGACCCAAGAAAUGACAAAGAACCUGUGGUUUCCUGCAUAUCACUUGAGAGCAAGGAUUCCUUGCCAAUUGUAGAUAUAUCUACAUCUUUCAUAGAGGGGAGUUCAUCUCAAGACACCAACACAUCAUUGGAAUGCAGCAAUCCAAAUGAGAAGCCAAACUUGGAAGAUUCAAAAACUGCAAAGCCACCACUGUUACGAAAAGUAGCCCUCAGAAAAAAACCUGUAAAUGAACGCUUUCAAGGACCUAAGAAGUUCUUUCCUGCUAAUAAAAAUGAAAGGCUGGAUGCCCUCCCUUCCUCAAGCAUAAAAGGCAGCCAUUCAUGUUCUGAGAUAACAUCCACAGUUUCAGAAGACAAAAUGUGGAUCCCAGUGAACAGCUUAAGUGGGUAUGCUGGUAGUGAUCAGCAGAGUGAUGAAAAUCCACUUCCAAAUAUGCAACAGCAAAAGACAGGCCAGAAAUCACAGAGACCUUCAACAGCGAAUAUUCCUGUUUCCAACACCGAUCAAAGAGACACCAGCUGCCUUUUUUCCUCUUACACCCGAUCAAAAAGUGCAGCUGCUCAAUUUCCAUCCAGAGCUGCUUCUGAAAUUUCAGAAAUUGAAUACAUUGAUGUCACUGACAAGAAUGAGCUUUUUGGAGGUAACACUGCUGAUCAACAAGCCUUAGACACUUUGGAGAAAGAGUUAAAUAUAAUGAGAAGCCCUGCAGAUCCUUCAGAAGAACCUCACAGCCUACCCUCAGAAGAGUUACAGGCAUUCAAUGACAAUUUUCUGACCUUAAGUCAGAUGUCCAAAGACCUCCUUGAGAUGUCAUGUGAAAGUGAUCCCUAUGGAGCUGAGUCUAGCUCUUCUGGAAGAAAUACUGAAAUGCAGUCUUUGCUGUCACUUGGGGAUUACAGUACAGAUGAGGAAGAGGAAGAUUUUCUUGACAAGCAACAUGUCAUUACACUUCCAUGGGCAAAGAAGGUUUAA